ACUGACUGGACCAUUAAUUUAUGACAUGUACAUUUACAAAAAUGAAAACUAAUAAUAAUAAAAAAUUAACAAGAAGGGAAAGAUUUGCUCCGGGCAACACUGUCUGUUCGACUUGCUCUCACCUCCACUACUCAGGCGGCGGAGGAGGAGGAGAAGAACUGCAGAAAGAUGGGGAAACUGGCGGCGCUGAAAGCAGAACCAACACUGAAGCUAUCGCCUGCAACAACAACAUCGCAUCUCUAAUCCCUAAUUCCCACAUUUGGAGAACGCGGAUUCGGAAGCGAAGGAAUCCAGAUCCAGAUUUCACAUUCGUCAUAGCAAUCAGUCUCAAGGUCGCGGCUGAAGCCGAAAUUUCAGCAGAACUAUUUGUCGAACGCCAUCGUGGGGCUUGAAAUCAUCCUGAAGGAGGGGGGACUUAUUGCUGUCGCUAGAUCAUGUGGUGGUGGAGGUUAACAGAGUGGUGGCCGACCAGACGAACGGGAAGUUGAAGGAAGACUUGUGGUCUUGGAUUGAGAGUACCCAGAUUCCAACGACGGCCGGGUUCUCCUUGGCGGGGGCAUCGGGGCUAAGUAGUUCGCCUGGGUUUGAUGUUUACGGGAGUGAUUUCAGGUAGUGGAGGCGGUGAUGAGUGGAGGCAGGAGCAAAUUGGAAGGGAAGGUUACGGUGUUGCCCGGAGCAAAUCUUUCCUUCUUGCUUGCUGCGGUGAACGGCAGAAGGGAAGUUCUGGGUUCCUUAGACCAGCAGCAGCAGGGCUUUUUCGUGUCCAGAAGGGAGGUUGUGGCGGAGGACAGCCGUUGUCGCAACACUGCAGGUCUUUCAGGUCUGAAGAUGGUGGCGGUGGAAGGGAAUUCGAUGAUGGGGAAAAGGAAGAAGGGAAAGAUGAGAUUUUGAAGGGGGGAAAGGCAGAGAAGUUGAAGAAGGGAGAUGGGUUGUGGGUUCCUGGGGUUGGUAGGUUGAAAUUGCCUUCAAAGGAUGAGUAUAGUAGAGGAAUUGCUCAAGUGGAGGAAGUCUUCUCUUCGGCUGCAAUCCACGUUGGGAGAUACAUUGUGACCAUGAUGAGCACUGGAGUGGUACUUGCUACUGGUUUUCAGUUGUCAGGUGGAGACGGUCAAAUGAAUGAUCUUAUCUGGUAUAGCUGGCUCGGAGGAAUCAUAAUUGGGACAAUGACAGGUGCGAACAUGGUGUUAGAUGAACAUUGUCGAGCAGGCCCUCGUAAUGUUGUCAUAACUGGAAGCACAAGGGGAUUGGGGAAGGCACUUGCUAGGGAAUUUCUUCUAUCUGGCGAUCGUGUGGUUGUUGCAUCACGAAGCCAGGAAUCCGUCGAUAUGACAGUGAAGGAGCUGGAGGAGAACCUCAAGGAAGGAAUGGUCUCAGCAGGAGGUUCAUCAAAGCGGAAUCUUUCCCAUGCAAGAGUAAUUGGCAUAGCCUGUGAUGUCUGUCAACCAUCUGAUGUGAAGAAACUAGCUAAUUUUGCAGUCAGUGAGUUUGGUUCCAUUAACAUAUGGAUAAACAAUGCCGGGACGAAUAAAGGUUUCAGACCCUUGCUGCAGUUCAGCGAUGAAGACGUAACUCAGAUUGUCUCGACGAAUUUGGUGGGGUCAAUUCUGUGCACCCGAGAAGCCAUGCGAGUGAUGGAAAACCAACCUAAGGGAGGCCACAUUUUCAACAUGGACGGUGCAGGUUCUGGGGGCUCAAGCACUCCUCUUACUGCUGUUUAUGGAGCUACGAAGUGUGGUCUGAGACAGCUUCAAACAUCACUUCUAAAGGAGAGUAAGAAGUCUAAAGUGGGAGUUCAUACAGCUUCCCCGGGCAUGGUCCUCACGGAAUUGCUCUUGAGUGGAUCAACACUGAAAAACAAGCAAAUGUUCAACAUAAUCUGCGAGCUCCCAGAGACCGUUGCUAGGACUUUGGUCCCACGGAUGAGGGUCGUGAAAGGCUCGGGGAAGGCCAUCAACUACUUGACUCCUCCCAGAAUCUUACUUGCCCUAGUCACUGCUUGGCUGAGGCGUGGUCGGUGGUUCGAUGACCAGGUAAUUAGUUGUCACAUUUCCAUUAUCCACUAAAGAAACUCCUUUACAUCAGUAAAUCAGCACAAAGUAUAAACUCAACAUUCAGGGAAGAGCAUUGUACGCAGCAGAGGCAGACCGAUUACGAAACUGGGCAGAGAAUCGUGCUCGGUUUUCGUUCACCGAUGCCAUGGAGAUGUACACCGAGAACACAUGGGUAUCGGUUUUCUCGCUCUCUGUUGUCUGCGCGUUCAUCAUACUGUCUAGCACCAGCAGCAUUACUCCUGGCACCUAAGUCGAAGAAGACUGCCCCGAUUUUAAGUAAAGUCAAAACAAGAUCCAAGCAAAGCACCAAAGUUACAGAAGAUUUUAGGCAAUCCCUUUUUCUUUUAGUUUUUAGCCAUUCAUGGAAAGGGUUUCUGCUAAUACGGGCUGGAUGUCAGCCCGGGGCUGGUGAUUGUCACCCAUCUUAUUGUUGUAUUUGUAUACAAAGUCCUGUAAAUGUGAAUUGCUCGUUUUGAACGUGUAAUGAAAUUGUAAGAAAGUUGCAGUCUUUUUGGACUUUUACGUUUCUCUUCAGCUGUUCAUGGUCGACAACCGU
Messenger RNA from Linum tenue, 2607 nucleotides. The record is from the annotation of a GenBank genome assembly. Lineage: Eukaryota; Viridiplantae; Streptophyta; Magnoliopsida; Malpighiales; Linaceae.